AUGAUCGAGUACAGCGAAGAUUGGUUGAUCACCACGCUCUUCCGACUACAAGGCUCAGUGGCCCCGAGGGCCUGUUAUUUCGCCAUCCCCACCGGGCUGGUGGCCUUAUUCCUGGCCUAUUCGGAUAGAUUGAUCCCAGACUUCCGUGAAAAAUCUGGGAUCUUGGAAGCGCAACAGAGUCAGCUGUGGCAAGCAGCCACUGGGGUGCUCUUCAGCCUUUUGAUCUUUCGGAUUAACCGCGCCAUGGCGCGCUUCUGGGAAGGCACUGGACUGUUGCACCAGAUGCGUGGUGAAUGGUUUGACUCCGUGAGUUGUUGUGUCACCUUCACUCGAGCAGGCAUCAAAGAUCGAGAGAAAGACACCAUGGCCUUUCGUCAUACGAUCGUGCGCCUGAUGAGUCUCUGCCACGGCACGGCUCUCAAGGAGAUCGGCGGGGAGGAUGCCACGGACUGUGAAACCAUCGAUCCUCAAGGAUUGGACAAUGGGACGUUGCAUCACCUGCAAACCUGCAGCGAGCAUGGCUUUAAUCGGGUCGAAGUAUUGCUUCAUCUCAUCCAGUCCUUGAUUACGCAAAGCCUGGACGACGGCAUCAUCCGCGUCCCUGCGCCUAUCAUCUCGCGCGUGUACCAGACCCUGUCGAGAGGCUUUGUCAAUCUGCUGAAUGCCAAGAAGAUUGCGGACACACGCUUUCCCUUUCCUUUUGCUCAGCUCAUCUCUCUUCUGCUCUUCGCCAAUAUUUUUCUCACACCUAUCUUGGUGACCAGCAUCUUCACUCAACCCGCACUGUGCGUCAUCUUCAGCGUCAUUCCCAUUUUCGGAAUGUCCUGCUUGAACUUCAUCGGUGUGGAGUUGGAGAAUCCUUUCGGCCAAGAUGACAAUGACCUGCCGCUGGACCAUUUCCAAGGCGAAAUGAACAAUUGUCUCCUCAUGCUGCUCCACAGCAGUGCUGAUUUGUUGCCGGAUGUGGAUGCCUUGAGAUGUAUGACCGAUGUGGAUGAGAUUCGAGAGAUCAUGAUGGAGGAAAGAGAACUGGACCCCUCCUUUCCCAGCAAACCAUCGUCUCCUAAAUCCACCGGGUCCACCUCGUUGCCACCGCCCAAGCCGCGGCCGCCCAAACGGACGUUGUCCUCGACCCUGGAACGGGGCUCGUCCUUGGACACGAUCGGAAAUGAGUCGCCAGUGGAGGACAGCAACUUGCUGGCGGCGCUUCCCAGCUCUCCUACCGGAUGCUCGGAACAUUCGCAAGGAAGUCAAGCCAUCAAGGAGAAGCCCAAGAGAUUGAGCCACAUCCUCCGUGCAGAUAAACUGCAGAACGAGGAACAGGUGAAGCAGGAAGCGAUGAUGCAAGGCCUUGAGAGGAUGAUCUUGAACUUGCAGAGUAUCAAGACAGCCGUGGAGGAACAAGCCAAGAAGGUGAGCGAAAGUACUCAAGCGAUGUCUGAGUUUUGCAUUCACCUCGAUGAGAUGAUGCACCAGCAACGGCCACUGCGGACGGAGGUGUUGCAGGCUGAGCUCCAUCGUGCCCAUCGGUUGAUCGAAGGGUACAAUUCAUUGCUGGUGCGGGACGACAGCCGGUCCAGUCCGGCCAUCUUCACUGGGGAAAGGAAAGCGGAAGUAGAGGAUGGGUGGGUUGCUGCAAGUCCUGAUUAUGAACUUGAAGUUUUAGAUUUGAACAAUCGACAACAUGUGAUCCUAGGCAGAAGAAGUUUGUUCCCAGCACACUUGGUGGCAUCGGUGUAUGCCUUUGAUCCAAUUUCUCGGGCAGACUUGCAGAGGCUGAAGCGUCAAGCCAGUACCAUGGCCAUAGUGAUUGGUGAUCGAGACCCCGAAGACAUCCAAGCACAGACCUGGGUUUACUCUGACACAUCCUCUCCCAGGCUUGGCACCCCUGUUCCUUUGGAGCUUCUGGAGGUUCCAGACGUGGACUUGAAAGACUACGCUGAAAAGCGCAAGGGAUUCCUUGGAGACUCCAGAGUGAUUGGCAAGCAUGUUGAUGCGCAGAACAAACGCUUCAUCACUCUAGCUGAUGCCAUGACUAUCAUGACGCAGGUGGAGUUGAGUGACUGGGGGUUCAAAGGGCCACGAUCUGUUGCCGAAUAUCUCACAUCCAUCCGGGAAAGUGGAGUUGAUUUGCCAUCUUAUCAUUUGCAAUGGGUUAAGACCUCUGGUGUUAAUCCAAAGACAUCUCUGGUGCAUGAACAUCGCAACUUGGUGGAGAUCCUUCGAUUGGCCAUUUGCCGUGACCAGUUGAAUCCUAUGAAUUGCAUGAGCUUCGAGUUGGUUACAAGACGAUUGAUUCAGCUCGAGAUCGCCGUGAGUCGUUCCCCAUCAAAUCCGGAGUUUGUGGGACUGGAUGUUCUCAUGGAGAACCCCAUCGAAGAGUCUGGGGCGGCUUCUAUGAAGGCUAUGGACACCUGGCUCACUGAUCAGCUCAAAGCUCGUGCGCAGAUUCAGAAACAGUCGGGGCUGUACCGGGAGGAGAUGAGCCACCACCAGAGAGACAAGGGCUAUGGCAAUGAAGAUGGAUCGUCGUGGAAGAAGAAGGGCAAGGGCAAAGCAAAGGCCAAAAGUGGCGCUAGCUCAAGUGGAGCCGGACCUUUGACAAGCAGGCAGCCGUGGGCACAAUAUCGUGCGCAUGGUGACCCACUACCACUUGGGCCGGAUUGGAUUGCCUCUGGUGCGGAACAACUGGAAGUGCCUUUUCCACAGCGAGGUGCAUGGACAGCUCAAGCUUUGAACACCCUCGCUUUGCAUGAUUCAAAUUCAAAUUUUGAUACCAUUCUCCGUGAUAUACCUCCGACUGAAACUCAGAAGCAAGUGGCUGACCGCAUCUGGAAAUGUCUAGAGGAAGCGGAAGAGCCACCGGCAGGCCUUGAUGGGCCGGCUGCUCUUGCUAGUUUGUCGGAUGGGAAGUGCCUCUACAAUGAGGAGCCGAGCAACUUAGCAAACUAUGACUAUGACAAGCUGAAAGUGCUCCACACCACCUUGAAGCCGCGUCGGCUUGCAGAGGUGUUGCCACAACAUGCCAGAAGUGCCUUGCAGAGGUACCAGACCCUCAUUGAGAAAAGUGCUAGUGAACUCAGUGCUGAGGAACCUUGCUCGAUCAAACCGUACUGGGAUCCAAAGCUUAGAAGCUCUGACUCAGCCUUGACUCGAUUGAUUGUUGGUCUAGCAAAUCAAGGGUUGGUGACUUUUCGCACAGCUAUCAAGGAACGGAUUGGCAUCUUUUGCGUGAAGAAAAAGACACCAGAUUGGAUCAGGCUGAUUAUCGACAAUCGGAGGGUUAAUGCAAGAGUCUAUGUGGACAAUAUCAGCAUCAUUGGGUGCGACGCAGAACAAGUUCAAGAAGUGGCAGACCGUAGUCGAGCAGAAGUCAUCCGAGCUUUGGAUGAGCUGGAGAGCGACUGGUCUGAGAUUCAUCAGAGGCCACAGGAGGUCCGGGCGGUGGUGCCGUUUGGCGCGGGUUUGAAGACCCGUUAUGCGGAUUGGUUGAUUGAAGCUGCUAGGGAUGAGAGCUCAUGGUUGCGGACUAGUUCAAUCCGAACACAACUGAAAGCGAAACCUAGAAAGAAACUGGAGAUGGAGACACCAACCAUGGUCAUGCCUAUACCUGAUACUUUAUGUCGUAGGGAGCGAUAUAGCUUGUUGUGGCGAAAGAGAUGGAACAAUUCACACAGACAUAUCAAUGAGAAAGAAGCACAGGUGUGUCUCUCUUCCUUGCGACGCACAGCUCGCGUGAAGAAACUACAUGGCAAAGUCAAGGUGACUCUGACAGAUCACUUGUCAUGUUUGUGCGCUUUGGAGAGGGGCAGAGCGAGUUCCUAUGGACUGAACAAGAUUUGUAGGACAGCCUGUGCUUACCAGUUGAGUUGUGGCAUUAGAUGGCGGUUGCGUCAUGUGGAGACAAUGCGGAAUCCAGCAGAUGAGGAUUCACGUUUUCAUGAAAACAAACAGAAGCCUAGCAAACUUAUUUUGAACAACAAAACUCAGCAUGUGAAUACAGUUGGGGGCAGUGUUGAAGUGCCGGGAGGUGAACAUGGUGAGGAGGCUUUGAGGGUCUCCGCGCAUGAUAGCGAAUGUACUCCAUCCCGACCUUCCAAACCCCCUGUCAGGCAAAGCAAGAUCCGCGGUGGUGCCUUCCUGGAGAUUUUUGCUGGAACUGCCCGGCUAAGCGACGAGAUGCGGCGACAACGGCGGGCUACACUGCAACCAAUAGAUUGCCGUUUUGGGCAACACCACGAUCUCAGGUCCCUCUUCCAGCAGUUCUCCAAAGUCCAACCGGAGGGGUUGGAAGCCAUCAUCUUUGGCCAGCACACCAAUGAAGAAGCAGUCCGGCGGAAAAGACGGCAAUCGAGAAAAGUCAAGGAGCAACCCAUCCAAAGCGUCCUUGGCGGCCAGCAUUCGACAGAAACUGCCUAG
This is a messenger RNA of Cladocopium goreaui, 4419 nucleotides long. The record is from the annotation of a GenBank genome assembly. Lineage: Eukaryota; Dinophyceae; Suessiales; Symbiodiniaceae.